AUCGGUGGACUUCAUCACCCAGAAGCCUCCAGCCGAGCGGUCCGCCUUUCUUAAGGUCCCCGAGUCGAGGAACCCGCCGGGCUCUUCGCGAGCCGAUGGGGGGGGGGGCGGCAUCGGCCGGAGGGCCCGCCUGCCCCCUCCCCACACUGCGGGGUCCCAGGGGGCGAAGGGACGGCCGGGUGCCUCCGUCUGGCUCGCGGUGCCGAGGCCUCCCGGCCAGCCAGGCCGCCUGGGGGCUUGUGGGGAGGGGGUCCAUUCUCCGCACGCUCCCCAGCCCGCCCCCCUCCAGCCGGAGACCCCCGCGGGAUGGGGGCCCAACCGCAGCGGCGGCUCCUCCCCCGCCGGGCCUGGAAGCUCAGCGCAGCCCCGAUCGGCGGGGGGGGGGAGGGGGGCCUGCUGACCCCCGGCUUCCCCUCCCCUCCCUCCCCCCCCCCAGCAGGCUUCUUCGGCCCCGGGGCUCUUUCGGGCGCGGCGUUUUCCCGGAAAGGCCCCGCAGCGCCCAUUAGCGCCUUGAUGGAUUGGCGGGGGCGGCCAGGCGGCCCUUCCCAGAAUCGCCCCUCCGGCCCGGCUGCCUCCGAGCGACCGAGGCGGUGCGGGGCUCGGCUGGGGCGGCCAGAUGGGCCCCCUCCCCUCCCCACCCCCCCGGCCCUGCCAAGCCUCCCCCGGCCGGUCGCUCGGCUGAAAGUUGAGAUGCGGUUCCUUUGCCGGCCCCCGAAGAGCUGCGGGGAGAAAGGAGCGCGGCUCAGACGGGCCGAGAGGGAAGCUGCCUCUGCCCAAGGAGGCCCUUUCGGAGCCAAGCUGGCUGGGCCGGUUGCCGCCGCCUGAACCCAAAGCGAAGUUCCCGCAAUUCUUGUCCCUUUGGGUGGCUUUUCAUUGAAGCGAAAUCAUCUCGAAGUCUGGGCGGAUCUUUAGGUGACGUGCAGGGAUCAUGUUGAGGCAACUGCUGCUGUCCUUGGGAGUCCUACAGGUGACCCUUGCCUUCCUGGCUUCUGGCCAUGGCCAUCUGGACGAGAGGGGACCCGUCCUGGAAGAGACAGCCAGGCCCAGUUCCCCAGGCCUUGAGAUGGUCAAGGAGGUCCACAUCCCAGAUUUUAAACAAGUGGCUCUGGAAACACCAAGAGUCCAAGAUGAUCUUGCGCCAGAAGCCAGCAUGAUGAUGAUGUCAGCUGCCCUGCAGGCCCAGGAGCGGGAAGGGCGUUCCCCGCGGAGAUGUGUCCGUGUCCAGGAAUCCUGCCUUGGGCACAAACUGCCAUGCUGUGACCCAUGUGCCACUUGCUACUGCCGCUUUUUCAACGCUAACUGCUUCUGCAAGAAAUUCAGCAGCACUUUCCCCUGUGGCAGGAACUAGCUUGCAUUGUGCAGGCUGCUAUUUAAUAAUCUUGAAUAGAUGUGGGGUCCAUAUACAGUAUAUUCCUUUUACAUUCCAAUAAAUCGCCUAUGAGAAAGAAUCCAUGAAAUGUGACCUUUUUCACCCCCAUUGAUUAUGUUAAGGAAAACCAGAAAGCUAAAAGCUGUUUUAGCUUUAGCUUCAAGGGCUGGGAAGUGGCUCACCAGGCUAAUGCAGCCUGUUAUUAACACACAGCUGCCUGCAGUUACAAUUACUGCAGGCUCGAGUCCCACCAGGCCCAAGGUUGACUCAGCCUUCCAUCCUUUAUAAGGUAGGUAAAAUGAGGACCCAGAUUGUUGGGGGGGCAAUAAGUUGACUUUGUAUAUAAAUAUACA
This is a messenger RNA of Ahaetulla prasina, 1722 nucleotides long. RefSeq names its product agouti related neuropeptide (gene AGRP). Lineage: Eukaryota; Metazoa; Chordata; Lepidosauria; Squamata; Colubridae. Gene Ontology annotation, molecular function: neuropeptide hormone activity; type 1 melanocortin receptor binding. Gene Ontology annotation, cellular component: extracellular region. The transcript has 4 exons. The record is from RefSeq and is a predicted model, not a curated record. Bases 929 to 1348 code for a protein of 139 amino acids. Gene Ontology annotation, biological process: hormone-mediated signaling pathway; positive regulation of feeding behavior; neuropeptide signaling pathway.